This is a messenger RNA of Eurytemora carolleeae, 972 nucleotides long. RefSeq lists its product as uncharacterized. The coding region runs from base 209 to 817 and encodes 202 amino acids. The transcript has 2 exons. The record is from RefSeq and is a predicted model, not a curated record. NCBI's taxonomy places the organism in Eukaryota, Metazoa, Arthropoda, Copepoda, Calanoida, Temoridae.
UAACUCUUCACUCUCUGACAUCAACAUUUUUUUAAAGGUAUAUUUCUCAUAUAACCUUGUGGCCUUAAUAUCUGAAGUUGGUGGUUGGAUUGGAAUUCUAUUGGGUUACAGCUUACUGAACUUUGGAAACUACGUUGAAUGUUUUGUAUAUGGUUUUAACAGAAGACUCUCUAGAUUAUUAUUUUUCUUGAUUUUAUUGGGUCUGGUCAUGGUCAUGGCACUUCAAGUCUAUGUGUCCUUGCUUAAAGUGGAUUCUAAACCCACAGGAACCUCAGUUGAAUUCAAAGAAUUAAACUCAGUCAUCAACAUGUCUUUGACAGCUUGUAAGAUAGAUUAUGAUAUGCAUGAUAUUGAUGAUCAUAUUCAGCCACUGAUUUAUGUGGGUUCCAAGAAUAGGGAUGAAUUCAUUGAUGAAUUUGUCAGUGAGGCUGGCAACUCUACAAUCAGUUCAUUCUACUGGUUUGAUAAUGAAUUGAUACACAUUUGCAAAACUAUUGAUUUAAAUGAAUCAGAGGAGAUCAAGAUUAUUCAUUCCUAUGGAAUGGGCCGGGGAACAGAUCCUAAAAAUAUGAAGCUGUAUAUUCAUGAAACUGGAUUAUUUGGGUCAGGAUAUGAGAUUAAGUUCCAGACGGAAUGGUAUGAAGGAAACAUAGUUGUUCUUUUAGACCUAGAGCAGAUUAUAAAUAUACCUGAUCCAAGUGUGUGCAAUCAAGGAUAUCUGUUUGACCAAUGCAAGCAGAGAUUUAUCUCAGAAGAGUUUAAAACAGGCACAAGUUGCUCUCUAAAGCUACCAAGGUAUGGUAACAUGAAUGCAUGAACAAUGUACAAAGAAGAUUAUGUUUAACACCUUCUGGGUAUCUUUUGAUUUGCUUGGGUUAGCAUAUUUUCCAUUACUAAACAGGGAGAUAGUUUUCAUCUGUAAUAUUUCAGCAAUUCAGACUGUACAAAAACAGUACUAAAAUGUGACAAGGA